CAGAGGCAUGUGACAGUGCGUGUGUUGCGUCGUAUCGUAGCAUCAUGUCUGUGAUGUCGGGAGUGCUGUUACGGUCAAACACUCGUGGACUUGUAAAUCUGUGGUCGGCAACAGAGAGAUAACUCUGGUGAUAAAGUGUUGUAGAAAUGUUGGACUGAACUGAGGUUAGCUUAUUUUAAGAGUGGACAUUUUUUUAAGUAUUAGCUAUGCCGCUUUACUCAGAUCAUUAUUACUAUGGCAGUGGCCAGCCGCCACCGUACUAUUUGUCUUCAUCCCCCUACUCUUCCUCGUCCUCCAGAAUUUCUUCUCCGUAUUCGUUCCCGUACGUGUCUCCAAUAUCAGCUUUGCUGUCUGCGGGGAUUGGAAGCAAUCCGAUGCCGAGAGGAUUGCGAUCAUACUCUCCGAUGUUAUCUGCCAUAUCAGAGACGGGUUCGCCUCUCUUGUCCAGGAGGGAAAUUGGGAACCGCAGUUCUCCGAACUACGGUAAAAACUACUACCGGCAGCGGCCUGUGGUGAUUGACACGGACAAUCUCGACCUGUCGAAAAGAAAGAGAGAAGACAACGGAGAUGUCGAGUCCACUCCUGGUAUGAUAUCAAGGUCAAAAACCAUCGUUAGGAUGCAUACUAGGAAGUUAAAGGAAAACCCUGAACUAAAGAAGAAGAAGACCCAGGCUGAAAUUUUGAUGGAAAAGUAUUUCAUUAAAGAAAAGCCUGUUAAAAAAGAGGAAAUUCCAAAAAGAAAAAGGAUUUGGGAAGAACGAGAAGAAGAAUUGAAUAAUACGCUAGCCCGUGGAGGAACCAUAAAGAGGACUAAUACAGUCCACAAAAGAAUCUCGAGUCCAGCUCCUUUAGAUGAACCUGAAACCCCAGUAAUACCUGACGAAACACCUACUAUUAGAAAAAUGUCAAUUGAUAGUGAGUUACUAAAAGAAGAGGAAGCUUUACUGGAUUCUAUGAUUCAAGAAGAGUUAGGUUUGAGCAACUUGAAGGAAAUGAAAAUCGAUAAUCAAAAUAACGAAGUUGGAACUGAUGGUUCUGUCCUGACAAGAAGAAAAUCUAAAAUUAAAAGAGAUCAAAUACCGUAUGGAAGGAGAAAAUCUUCAGUUGAUGUGAUUUUAGAUGAAAAUGGUGUUUUGGUUGGGAAAAGAAAAUCACAUGUGCGAAAGAAAAAGACCUCAAAAACUUUGCCGUUAGAUGAAUUAAACGCUUGUGACAGUCUUUCAGGUAGUGAUUCUAGUAAUAUGGAGGUCAAAGACGACACUAAAGUGAAAAAGAGGAGAUCAACAAAGAAGAAGAAACCUCCAAAGUUUAAAAUAGACUCUUUAUUGGUUGAAGAAAAAUCAACUCCAAAAGCGUUAGCAAAGUUUCAGUAUCAAGUAAUUGUUGAAGAAAAUAAAAGUAGUGACAUAGGUUCUGUUAAGCUCAAAACUGUCAAACAUAUAAAAAAAGAAGACAUUCCAAAGUAUGAACAGCAACUGCUGUCAAAGGAAGAAGAUAGUGUAAAAAGUGAUACAUUUACUAACCCUACUAACAAAGCAAGUGUUAUUGCCAAUGUAAUUCUUACAAGCAAUGUUUGUGAUAAUAAAUGUGAUACUUUAGACAAAAUUCCAAGUGAAAUAGAUCCCCAAAAAGGCCAGAUAGAAAAAAGUAAAGAUGAUUCUAAAUCUAAAGUUGAUAAUUUUGUAAAAAAGACAGAAAAACUUGCUAAAGGGAUUGCAGAUAAAAAUAAAGCUGAUGACAUAGCUUUAAAGAAACUGCCAAUACUCGACCAAGUUAUAAAACAAAAGAUCGAAGAUACUAAAUCAGGAUCUCAGCAAUUUGUUGACAAAGAACUAACUGUUAGGGAAGAAGCUGAAAAGAAAAUAAAAGGUUUGAAGUCACUAGUAGUUGACGAUGCUAAUGUAAAAUCAGAUAAUGCCAAGAUAUUACCCAAUAAAAAUUUACAAAGUAAACCUCCUUCAUCAGUACCCAAGACAGUAGCAAAUAAUACCAAACAAGACAUCGCAAACACUGAUAGUAAAGCAACUGAAAAUAAUGUUGUACCAGCCUCUCCAACUGAUAAUGGAGAGAACCUGAAGGAUUCUGUACUUCCCAGCAUUACUUUGACGCCCAUCUCAAAAGAAUAUAAACCCAAAGACAAUAAAGAAAAUGUUAAAGCAGAAUUAGAAGGCAAAUUUAUUACUAGUAAGCAAAAAAGCUUAACUCCUGAUCUAGGAAGAAAACUUCCAAUGAAUGUUGCUCCCAAAUCAGAGCCUGGUACUCCGAUUAUGACAAAAAAACUAUUCUUAACAAAAAACAAAACUGAAUCGGACCCAAUCAUUAAUAAAGGCGACCAAGGAAUGAAAUCUGACAUAACUCUUACAUCAACCACACAAAGUGAUAAAGCAGCAGACAAAGCUAAAAAUCAAAACAAGAGUAAAUCCAGUGAUGUUUUAGGUGGUGAUAAAAAAAUUGAAACCAAAUCUAAAUCCCUCGAAGAAAAUCUAAACCAACCACCCAGAAAAGAGGACGAUAAAAUCAAAAUUGUGAAAAAUGAAAAGGAACAAACACAACAAGGUGUAAAGACUGACAAAACAGUUCAUGGCAUUGCCAAAAAAGAAAUGGCUGUACCUAAAAUAGCUACGGAUCCCCCAAACAAAGGACCCAGUAAGAUAAAAGAAGAUCCUGCAUUAAACGUAAGAAAAACCGACAGCAGUAUUGAUAGUCAAGGAAUAAGUAAAGAAAAGGUAGCUCAGCUCAACACUAAAAACAAAGCAUUCUUAACUAGAAGUGAUGCAGUAGAAACUCCUUUUUCAUUGACCAAAAAUAAAGAGGCCAAAGAAAAAACUGUGGAAAAAGAAUUGGAUUUUAAUAGCAAUAAAAUUGUAAAAUCUCCGACUGCAAAUGAAAAUUUAUCUUUAGAUGAAGUAAAAGUCUCUGAAAGAAAAGAAGGCAAUAAAGUUUGCAACACAUCUGCAACAGAAACAACCACUGGGGAAGAAGCACUAGUAAAACCAUUAACAAACAAUGAAAAACCUACUGACAAAAAUAUUAUCUUGAACAAACAUUUAGGAAAAGAUAGUAACAAUUCAUUACCAUGCCAAAAUAAAACUAUUAAACCUGAAAUUGUCCUAAAAAAUAAUCUGAAAAAAAUUGAAAUGAUUAAGAAGGAUGAAAGUUGUAAUAAAGGCAGUGAUAUUCUCACAAAGAAAACUGAUGUAACAAAUGAUAAGGCCUUAGGAAUCAAUAUUAAAGGAAAGAUAGAUUUAACCAAAUGUGACAACACACCUCUGAACAAAGAUGAUCAUUCUGCUGUAAAAACUAAAGCUGAUAUUCCUAAGACAGGAAUGGAUUCAAAAGGCUUAACUCCAUCUACCUUAGAUGACCGGAAAAAUUUGAACAAUGUUAAACAAACUGAAGACAACUCUACAGUUAGCCAUAUUAAGAUAGAAAAGGAUGCAAAACAAGAUAAAACAACAAUGCAAACUGAAUCCAAACCAUCUGAAUCUAAGUUAAAAUGUGAAUCAUUUAAUCAAGCCAAACCACCAAUGACUAAACCAAAGUCUCAAGAAAAACCUGAGAUAACUGAGGUAAAAGGUAAUCAAACAAACAAAGCUGAUAAAAGCAAAGAAACGUCAGGUGAAGGGAAACAUUUGAAUGGAAAUAAUACUGAGAAAAUUGCAGCUAGUAAAUUGAUCGAAGAUGAAAAUAAGACAAUCAAAGUUAAUAAAGAUAAAAAGAAAAGAAUCAAAUCAGAAUCAGAUUUGUUAGAUGAUGAAUGUUCAAAUAAGUCUAAUAGUUCAUUAAAAGAAUCAAGUGACAUACCAUGUGAAAAAUCUCAAUCAAUGAAGGAAGGUGUGACAGACAAAAGCUCCAAGAAGAAAAAGAAAAGCAAAGACAAGGACAGCAGCAAGAAAAAGAAAAAGACCUUGUCAAAGGAAAAUAAAGACAAACAUUCAAAGAAAGAUAAAGAAACGUUGAAAACUUCAGAAAAUGUUAACAUCAAAACUACAAUAGAGUCAAAAACAUCUUCAACAGAAACUGUUACAACAACCACUGUCACAAAAGAAGAAAAGGAAACAAGUUCACGAGAGUUGUCUAAACGUAGUACCCGUUUGUUGCAUUUCAUCAAUAAAUGUAUGAGGCUAAGUGAAGACGACGACAAUAUCUUUAUAGACUACAGUGACGAAGAUAUAAGCUCAUCGUCAUCAUCCGAGUAUUCUAGUGAGAGUGAAUACACAUCCGACAGUGAAGAAGACACACUGACUGAUGAUUCUUCCGAUGAGUGUGAUGUCAACUGCCACCGCAAGUGUGAAAAGUUGAUGCCGAAUUUGUGUGGUGUUAACCAAAAACUUAUCGUAGAGGCACUGUCUUCCUUGAGGAAGGGAUCGUCCGAGUCCCGUGAUCAUGGCUCCCCUACACGUCGCCAUAGCAAUGCAGCUCUCAGCCUGGAGGAGGAGUCACACCGUCAUGGUAGCGGGGCUACCGGAGCAGGCCGAGUCACUCCACCGGCCACCACCAUACCAAAGUUCCGCAAAUACACUAUGGAGGACUUCCAGUUCCUCAAGGUGCUCGGAAAAGGCAGCUUUGGGAAAGUAUUGCUCGCAGAGCUUCGCGGCACUCAGUAUUACUACGCUGUGAAGUGCCUCAAGAAAGACGUGGUGUUGGAAGAUGAUGAUGUUGAGUGCACUUUGAUUGAGCGCAAAGUCUUGGCAUUGGGGACCAACCACCCUUACCUCUGCCAUCUCUUCUGCACUUUCCAGACUGAGUCGCACCUGUUCUUUGUCAUGGAGUACCUCAACGGAGGUGAUCUCAUGUUCCAUAUCCAACAGCAAGGGAGGUUUGAUGAAGGCAGAGCCAGAUUUUAUGCAGCAGAAAUAGUUUCUGGUCUCAAGUUUCUACACAAGAAAGGAAUCGUUUACAGAGACCUGAAGCUGGACAACAUCCUGUUGGACUUUGAUGGCCACGUGAGGAUUGCAGACUUUGGCAUGUGUAAGCUGCAAAUAUACCUGGACAGGACGGCCGACACGUUUUGUGGCACACCUGACUAUAUGGCACCUGAGAUCUUGAAGGGACUGAAGUACAACCAGUGUGUGGACUGGUGGUCGUUUGGUAUCCUGAUGUAUGAGAUGUUGGUGGGAGAGAGUCCCUUCAGUGGGUGUGACGAGGAUGACUUGUUCUGGUGUAUCUGCAACCGUCAGCCGCACUACCCUCGCUUCAUCACACUGGAGGCUAAGCGCAUUCUAAUGCAGUUGCUAGAGAAGGAGGCCAGCAAGAGACUAGGGUCUUGUGAGAACGGAGCUCUGGAGGUGAUGGCUCAUCCGUUCUUCAACGGCUUGGACUGGGAUAGACUCGAGCGCAGGGAACUUGUGCCUCCCUUCAAGCCUAAUGUUAAGCACCCAUUGGACGUUCACUAUUUUGACAAACACUUCACGGCCGAGCGAGCUUGUCUUACGCCGAUCGAUCCUUCCAUUCUGCAAUCGAUGGAUCAAACGCAGUUCCAAGGGUUCAGCUACACCAAUCCCAAUGUCACUGACUAGUCCAAUUGAUUGGUAAACAAACAUGAACACUUACAUACACACACAUCACUACCUAGAUGUCUAAUGUAACAGUAUAAAGUACCGUAGUCAAAAAUGUUUAGUCAAGUUGUUUAGGUGUAUCGGUAUAGGAAUGUCUUUUUAAGCUUAAAGUUGAAGGAGCAAUCAUUACCAUUGUACUAUCUUUAGUUCUGUUACUUUUAACUGUAUAACAUGGUGUGUUGAGUCGAAGAAGUUGGAAGGUUGAAGUCUUACGAAGGGUACCAAAUGACUUCAGGGUUCUUGGAGAUAAUAACCAAUUUACUUUGUUAAUGGUUUAGGAUUUAAAAUCUUUGCUAGUCUGAAAAAAAUGGUUGAAUAUCAUUUGACACUGUCAAUCUUAUGUCUGGUGUUAUUUUCUGUAAAGUUGUUGAAACUUGGAUUUUGUUUGUACCUUAACUUGCCAAUUAAGUAUCUUUGAAAACCACAUUUAUUUAUUUAUCUGUGAAGAGUCAAAACUUUGCCUCGUUGAUAUUAACGUAGCAUUACUUAAAUGAUACUCAAUCUAGUCAGUUGAGCUGUAAAAUCUUUUUAAUUGUAUAUUUUAACUGUGGAAAUUAACAUUAUUAAUUGUUUGUGAAAAUAUAGCAUUACCUCAUACCUAGUCAUCUAUAAUUUGUAAUAUUACUUAAUGAUCAAAUUACAUUUUAUUUAUUACUAGGAAUUCUAGGUUUUAGAAAAGUAAUGCUUGCAUUAGACAUGAGUUUAUUAUUUUUUUUUUUUUUAUUAGUCAUAAAUUAUUUAUACCAGGUGGUUUUAAGCGUUGGAAAUUUGAAUGAAAUAUAAACUGGGAUUUUGAUUUUGUAGUAUUUGUACUCACUAAAAUUAGAAUAAUACAUGUAAAUUAACAAAAAUAAUAAUGUGUAUAUAGCCAUAGAGUAGAAUAGUAAUUUUUGUACGUUUAUUUUUGUGGUUUGCUUAUUAAUAUUUUUAUAACCAGCUAUGGUAAAAUGUUGUCAAACGUGAUUAAAAAACAUUAACAGUUUUUUUUUUACUGUUUGCUUUUUCAGAAAGAGAAAAAGUUGUGAAACGGUUACAAAGAUAAUUUUACCCAGCAAGUCAUACAACAAAUAUUGAUUGUGAUGCAAUUUUGCUAUAUGGUUUUAUGUAACAUAUGUGUCACAGUAAUUAACGGAUAGUCCUUUUCUGUUUAAACGCAAAUAGUCAAUGACACAACCCUUCCCCAUUGCUCUUACCUCCUUCCGAAAGUUAAGGCAUAGGUAACAUUUGUUUUUCCAAUGUUCGUAAAAAAAACUUCAACAGGAAAGGAUUGUUUUGUUUCUCCUGCAAACUUAAAUAUGUUCUUCUGUGCAUGUCUCACUCCGUGUUUUGUUAAAAAAAAGUAUUAAGAGGUCUUAAAAAGUAAGAUUUAGUAAACAUUCAAAUCAAUUUGUUUGGUUUGACUAAUGUGUAUGAUUAAAGAAUUUACCAUGUUGUAGGUUUUUAACAAAAUGAGUUUUGAUGGUCUCAGAAUUUUAACAAACAACCAAAUGUUAUCUUAAACAUCGAUAAAUGUUAUAUGCGGUUGUUUAGUUACACAACAAUAGUUGUUUUAAUGUUCCUUGAUUUUAGUUGUAUAUACUGUAGUGUUAUAGAUUAACAAUUGCAUUAAAAUGUGUACUUGCCUAUUUUAGAUAUAUUUUAUAUGUUUUAGUGUUUAUUUUUUGAUAGCUUGAAAAUGUGUUGUUAUGAUAGAUUAAGUUAAAUAAAUGAUUUUGUUUUGCAA
Macrosteles quadrilineatus (aster leafhopper) is the source of this 7281-nucleotide messenger RNA. RefSeq names its product putative protein kinase C delta type homolog (gene Pkcdelta). The record is from RefSeq and is a predicted model, not a curated record. The transcript is spliced from 9 exons. Gene Ontology annotation, biological process: peptidyl-serine phosphorylation; intracellular signal transduction. NCBI's taxonomy places the organism in Eukaryota, Metazoa, Arthropoda, Insecta, Hemiptera, Cicadellidae. Gene Ontology annotation, molecular function: diacylglycerol-dependent serine/threonine kinase activity; ATP binding. Bases 207 to 5519 code for a protein of 1770 amino acids.